AUGGCGCACGGUCAUGACGCACACCACGAUGCGUCCUUCUCACCCCCUAAUCCACGCCGUGGCUCGCGCAGCGAGAACGCGGAGCGUGCGAAUCGCAUCGCCUCCUCCCAAGAGCAGCUGCUGCAUGCGCAGCUGCAGCAGCUAGGCCUCGAGUCGAGCGAGUCGCCGCUCGACGCACAGAGCGAAGCACUCCUUCCGCCCCGCCAUGAUGCGUGGAGCGCCGCGCCGGCGCAGUGGGGCACACCGGACCUGGCGGGCGCCUCGCCGUGGGGCCCGCCGCCGCUCGCCCCGAUGCAGUACCACCGCCGUGGCGCGAGCGACGCCGGGGGAUUCCGCUUCCCUUCGUCGCAGCCGAGCUACCAGCCGUCGGAGCGGCCGACGAGUCCCCCGUUUGCGGGUGCGCCCGCGUCGAUGGAGCAGCAGCGGCAGGCGAUUCAGCAGCAGAUCGAGCAGCUCCAGCGGCAGCAGCAGCAGCUCCUGCGCCAGCAGCAGCUCAUGCAGCCCGCCCUCCCGUCGCUCCACGAGGAGGGCGCGGGACGCACGCCCCCCGCGCAUCGCCGCAUCCAGAGCCACUCGGCGACGAGCACCAUGCCGUUGGACCCGAGCCGCGCCUGGCCCCGGCCGGUGGGCGAUCCGCAGUCGAUGCGCACGACGCCCAACUUUAGCUUCCCCCCGCGCCGCGCCGCGAGCGAGACGCACAACGCCCAGGCACAAGAGAUGCCGCAGCGCGGCGGACAUACACGCCACGCCUCGUAUCAGCUCGCGACCGAGCUCUCGCCCGAGUUCCUCAUGGCCGGCGGCGGGAUGCUGAGCCUCGCGAGCCUCGGCCUCGGCGCAGGCCACGGCAGCGACCUCGCCGACGGCUUUGGCGAGGCGCCGGCGCCGCGCCGGCCGCACACGCGCUCGAGCAGCAUGUCCAGCGCGCACGUUCCGGUGCCGGCGAGUGGCGACCUCAUGGCGAGCCUUCCCCAGGCCCAGGCGCAGCUUGCUGCGCUGCACCGCAGCCGCCUGCAGGCCGGGCCGGGGGUGCACGCACGCAGCGCGUCCUACUCGGGCAACCGCAGCACGUCGAACGGCAGUGCGCCCCGCAAGGCGCUCUUUGGCAGCUACUUGCCCCAAGCGAGCCUGGCGCCGCUCCUGCUCACUGGCAAGCUCGUGGUGGGCAUUUUGCGUGUGAACAAGCGCAACCGCAGCGACGCGUGGGUCACGACCGAGGUGCUCGACAGCGACAUCUUUAUCAGCGGCUCCAAGGACCGCAACCGCGCGCUGGAAGGCGACCUGGUCGCCGUCGAGCUGCUCGACCCCCAGGAGGUGUGGCAGACGAAGCGCGACAAGGUCGACAAGAAAAAGCGCAAGGAAGAGCACGCGCACGGCACGCCGUUCGCCAACGGCCGCCGCAGCGACAAGGCGCGCGACGAUACCGAGGUCGAGGGCGCGCAGCUCAAGCUCGUCGAAGACGAGGAGGAGAGCGAGAAUGCGCCGCCCGCGCUUGCGGGCCAUGUCGUGGCGAUCGUCGAGCGCGUCCCGGGCCAAAUCUUCCCGGGCACCCUCGCGCUGCUGCGCCCGUCGAGUGUCGCGACCAAGGAGAAGCAGCAGGCGGAAAAGGGCGGCCAGGACGAGGAGCGCGAGCCCGGCCCGCGGCCCAAGAUCGUGUGGUUCCGCCCGUCAGACAAGCGCGUGCCCCUUAUCGCGAUCCCCGCCGACCAGGCGCCGGCCGACUUUUGGAACGAGGCGCACCAGGAGAGCUACAGCCGGUGUCUGUUUGUCGCGUGCAUCAAGCGGUGGCCGAUCACGUCGCUGCAUCCCUUUGGCACGCUCGUCGACCAGCUCGGGCCGAUCGGCGACCUGGGCGCCGAGGCCGAGGCGCUGGUGCGCAGCCACUGCAAUGCGCUCGCGGGCGAAUUUGGCGACGCGGUCCUCAAGGCGGUCCCCCCCGCGUCGUGGACCGUGCCGAGCCAAGAGUACGCGGCGCGCCGCACGUUUGGCGCGACGUCGUCGCCCGGUCUCGAGGCCUCGGCCUCGGACGUGUAUGCGAUCGAGGGCCAGAGCGAGGUCGCGAUCAGUGUCGGCGACCAGGGCGGCCGCACGCUCGUCGGCGUGCACUUUGCGGAUAUCGGCUACUUUGUGCGCCCCGGCUCGGUGCUCGACCGCGAGGCAAAGAAGCGGGGCGAGCGCGCCGUGCUGGUCGACCGCGCGUACGAGAUGCUCCCCCCCGCGCUCGCCGCGCACGCCGCGGGCCUCGUUCAAGGCAAGGACCGCCUGGCGAUCUCGGUCGUCUUUACGCUCGUGCAGAACGACGUGCAGGACAUUUGGGUCGGCAAGUCGGUCGUGCGCGUGGCCCAGGCGCUGUCCUACGCCGCGCUCUCGAAAGCGAUCGACGCGUCGCCCAGCCUGCAGUGCGCGUCGCAGUUUGCCACGGCGCUGCACGCCGAGCGCACGGCGGCCGGCGCGCUGCCGCUCGACGAGCCGCGCCUGCGCUUUACGCUAAAAGACGGCCGCCCAACGGACGUCACGACGACGCACCCCAUCGUGGACGAGUACGAACAUACCCUUGUGCACGAGCUGGUGCUGCGUGCGAACACGGCAGCGGCACACUGCAUUGCGUCCUCGGCGCCUGACCGUGCGCUGCUUGUGCGCGCCGACGCGCCGCACGAGCGCGCGCUACAGACGCUGCGCGCGCAGCUCGUUGCGCUGCGCAUCCCCGGCAGCGACACGCUGACUCCCCAAAAUCUCCCUUCCGUCCUUGCGCACGCCCCUGCCGAAGCGCGGGGCGUCGCGCAUGCGCUUGUGGUCAAGGCCGUGCCUUCUCCCCGUUUCUUCUGCACGGGCAUGGUCGACAUCAGCAAAUUCGGGCACUAUACGAUCCCCGCGCCCGCAUAUACCGAGAUUUCCGCUCCUUUUUCGCAGUAUGCCCAGAUCGCGGUGCACCGCCAGCUGGACGCGGCGCUCGGCGGCACUGCGGACGAGCUGGACGCGGAAGCCGUGUCCAAGAUCGCGCAGCAGGCCAACGCGCGCCACAAGGCGGUCGCGCUCGCGCAAGAGCAGAGCGCACACCUCUUCCUCUGCCAGCUGCUGCAGCCCGCGUGCCUGGGGCCGCUCAAGCGCUCGGCGGUGGUCAUGUGCGCGAGCGAGCACUAUAUCGACUUGCUCGUCCCCUCGCUCACCGUCGAAAGGCGCGUGCACCUCGACUCGCUCGCGCUGGAGCAUGUGCACUUUGACGCGGCCCGCGCCACCGUAUCGCUUACGUGGCCCGACGGCGCGGCGCAGACGCUCGCGCCGCGCGGCCACGUCGACGUGGAACUGCACGCGGACAUGGAAAAGAGCCCGCCGGUGCUUACCCUCACCCUGUUGCGUUCAUAG
Messenger RNA from Malassezia japonica, 3360 nucleotides. RefSeq names its product Translational repressor (gene SSD1). Gene Ontology annotation, biological process: mRNA catabolic process. The record is from RefSeq and is a predicted model, not a curated record. The transcript has a single exon. Gene Ontology annotation, molecular function: 3'-5'-RNA exonuclease activity; RNA binding. Lineage: Eukaryota; Fungi; Basidiomycota; Malasseziomycetes; Malasseziales; Malasseziaceae. Bases 1 to 3360 code for a protein of 1119 amino acids. Gene Ontology annotation, cellular component: P-body.